AUGCAUCCAGCUCUAUUUGUCUUCGAAGUUCUCUUGGGGAUAUUCUCUCAUUUGUACCAAAUCUCGGGGCCUUUGGGCGGGGAAUCAUUGUCGGUGCAAAUAGCACAUGCAGCACUUCUGACACAGAAAUCCCUCGCAGCACUUGCCAGGACAUGCAAGACCUUCCAUGAGCCCGCAAUGGAUUUGCUUUGGUCUGAGUUAAAUGGGAUAACACCAUUACUUGGGUGUGUACCGAGGUUAUAUCCAAUCGUAAGCGGCGCUCAGGACUUCUGUCAUCAGGCCAUUGAACCAUUAUCCGAGCACGAGGCCCGUCAGUUUUUGCGUCAUGCUGCCCGAGUGCGCGUAUUGCGUAUACACACCGACAUUCAUUUCCCCCUCCUCGUGGCAGUCCUCCAGGCUGUCGAUACAUCCUUGUUCCCGGGAUUGCGGUCGUUAUCCUGGACGGUUCGAGAUACGAAUACCAGACAUGUGCAGUUCCUCCGUUCCCCUGCGCUGUUCUGUUUGUCAGUAUCAACCGUUUAUUCGAAUAUAAAAUCUAUCGUAGCCCGUUGUCCUGCCUUAGAGGACUUAUUCAUCGACCAGUCUUUUCGCAACACAGCAGAUGAGCUGUCCCUGGUUUCUGACACAGUCCGUUCGUGCAAGCGGCUUGUAAAUCUGUCAUGUGCACCACUCGAUUGGGCAGCAUGGAAACACCUCUCCAACAUUCCUACCCUUUUUACAGUAGCCAUUCGGGGACAAUUUCUUUCCCCAUUGAACUGGGAUAGUCACGAUUUCGCACCUUUCCUCAAUCUCACGGCGCUUUCUUUCAGCGUCAAAACUGCUGCGGAUAUUACCACAGUGAUACGAUACUCAGAAUUCCCCUCACUACAAAGGUUCACAAUGCAUGUCUCCGUUUUGGCUUGGGCAGAAGCCGAGCAGCUUUGUUCUGCACUGUCACGGUGUAAAGCAUGCCCGACCCUCAGACACAUUGAAAUCAACUCCGUUAUGGUGUCAAAGGAUGACAAGCAGUUGGGCAUGCCUUUGACAGCAAUCAAACAGUUUCUGUGUUUCACGCAGCUGCAAACCCUGCGGCUCCGUGUUCAUCACUCCAUUUACCUUGACAAUGACCUUCUUAUGGAAGCCAUGUUGAGUUGGCCGCACAUCCACUCCCUGGAACUUAUGGGUCACCCGCAUUUCUGUCAACCUAUUGUUACAUUCCGCGCAUUAUUUGCAGCGCUUCGUUUCUGCCCCCACUUGCAUACCCUGCAAGUAUCCAUCGAUGCCGUAAAUAUCGAUAUCGAUCCUACAACCGAGUCACUUCAACAUACCUCCCUGCAAACAUUACGGGUGGGCAACUCUGACGUAGUAGAUGCUAGGGCUGUCGCUUGCAUCAUUUUCUCCAUGCUCCCCCGUGUCGACCAAGUCGUUGACCCCAGGAGGGCGUGGCAUCAGGUCAACUUGCAUCUCAAAGCUCUGAGAUCUUCUGCGGCAGUUGUCUGCCGCCGUGUCACGGAGUAGUGCUGACGACCUGUGUUUGGGAUGGUAUACUCAUAUACGGGGAGUUUGCCUAAAGUUGCUAUCAUAUGCUUUCAUGUUUUGAAUAAGGGACGAGCAAGGUAGAUCAUAUGCGUCUCUUCAUUGUACCUGUACCUCAUCACUGUAUUAUAUACCUUUUGGUUGGCACGUUACACAACACCC
Molecule: messenger RNA, 1677 nt
Organism: Suillus clintonianus
Lineage: Eukaryota; Fungi; Basidiomycota; Agaricomycetes; Boletales; Suillaceae
Exons: 2
Coding region: 1-1497 (498 amino acids)
Source: RefSeq, a predicted model, not a curated record